GGUAGAGGUCAGAGUUGAAUGUUUGACAGAAAGCUGAAUAUGGAUUCCAUAUUUCAUGAGAAACAAGAGGGUUCCCUUUGUGCUCAGCACUGCCUCAACAACCUUCUGCAGGGUGAAUAUUUUACUCCUGUAGAUCUGUCCUCUAUUGCCCAUCAGCUGGACGAAGAGGAGAGGAUGAGGAUGGCAGAGGGGGGUAUGGGCAGUGAGGAGUACAGAACCUUCUUACAACAACCAUCUGGCAACAUGGAUGACAGUGGUUUCUUUUCAAUACAAGUGAUAAGUAAUGCUCUGCGAGUGUGGGGCUUGGAGCUAAUCCUCUUCAAUAGCCGGGAAUACCAGAGCCUGAUGAUAAAUCCAAUAAAUGAGAAAGCCUUCAUUUGUAACUACAAGGAGCACUGGUUCACAAUUCGCAAACUCGGACAACAGUGGUUUAACCUCAAUUCACUGUUGACUGGACCAGAGCUGAUAUCAGACACAUAUUUAGCGCUCUUCCUCGCACAGCUACAACAGGAAGGAUACUCCAUAUUCGUGAUCCGAGGAAAUCUCCCUGAGUGUGAGGCAGAGCAGAUUCUUGGAAUCAUGAGGGUCCAGCAGCAGCACCGGCCCAGGCUCAUUGGAGAGGAUGAGGCCCAGACAAGUGCAGGCAGUAGGUCAGUCGCUGCAGGUCAGCCGGGAGUCAUGAAUUUGGGUGAGGAGGCUACUGAUGAAGAUGAGGAACUGAAGAAAGCUCUGGCUCUCAGUAGACAGGACAUAGAUGUGGAAGAUGAAGAAGCUGACCUACGCAGGGCUAUACAGCUCAGCAUGCAAGGUGCCGUGAUGAGCAACAGGCCCUCGGAGACUGGAAUGGGAAAUGUAAAAUCAGGGAGCCAGGUUCCUGGGAGUGUUCCAGGGGCACAAAAAGAAACCCAGAAUGAGGCACUUACAGCUGAGGAGCUGAGGAAGAGGAGACAAGCCUACUUUGAUCGGCAACAGCAACAAGCACAACAAAACAUUCCCCAACAAUUAGACACACAUUCAAAAGGUGGCUCAGGAUCAGCUAACACUGGGGCUGGGGAGGACCAACAGCAAAAGCCAAGCCAGUGAAGUUGUGAAAGGUUUGCCUGUGUUGUUUACCAGCGGCCUGGAUUGGAAACCCCUCACAGGGGUAGCUUUGCGCCCUGCUCUACCCUUUUGCACAUGCAAACAUAAGGACGGUCAGAAGGCUGACACAUGGUUUCCCCCGUUCAGUUCUCUGGCAGGCCGUAAAGAAGAGAACAGCGACAAAGAAAAGCCAGCACUUUGUCUGAUCUGACUCAGUGAAGCACUGAGACUGGGAAAAGGGUGACCACUGGACUUAAGAGGACUCAUGAUGCAGUUACUUCAAGUUUGCAAUUGCCUUUUUUACCAUGGCGCCUUCAAUUUCUAUUGUAUUCUGUUUUUUAUUCUAUUUUUUUCUCCUUUUUUCCAAAACUUGGAAUAGUAAAAGGUGCGUUUUAUUUGUUUGGAAGUGAAAACAUGCUGAGAUGGGUGUCCCUUGAAAUCCACAUGUGACCAAUAUUUAAACCACAGCUAAUAUCCAUAUAGAUUAUGACUGAUGCUCCUGACAUUGUAUUAGAUAUGGGUUUGUGGAACACUUAGUGGGGUUAAAAAGCCCCAUCCACCAUGACAGCCUUAUGUUUUACUUUUGCUCUGUACUGAAACAUCUUUCAGUAAGCAGAACUAAAAUGGGUGUGCUAUUUAUUCCUGGCAUCAUUAUUUUACUUGAACAUCUGUUAGUGUGUUGUUAUUUUCAUUAAGUGUCCCAGUGUCCACUUUGGACGGAGCUAUCUGCUGAUGCUUACUCUUCAUAUUUUGUCUAUAACUUGACAUGUAAUGGGGAACAGAAAAGCAGUUGGCACCACACAAAUCCACAAUUAAUGGAUGAAUGACCAUUCAUAUUUUGUCACACACAGCAUGAUCACUUCACAUAGACAGUAGUUGUCAACUCCUAUCAUCCCUCUCAGUUUUCAACUGUAACUUUUGUUUACUAGAAUUAGUCACAAAACAUUUGGUAAUACUAUGGAGAAGAGAUUAUGGAUUCAGUUUUCACCAAAAGAUGCCCAAUGAGAAAAGAGAAUAUCUGAUCAUUUAACUCUUGUUUUUCACAACCCCUGAAAUACAAACUUUUUUGCACUGACUGAUCUAUUUUAAUAUUCGAAUAACGUGAAUAGAAUUGGUUUGCAUUGAGGUUGCCAUGGGGUCAAAGACAAUGUGAGUCAUGCAAACUGGUGAUUUCCAGUACUGAUGAGAGAAAUCAUUUGAACUUUUAAAAAGUUAAAAGAGAUUGAUAAAGCAUAAAAAUGCUCAAACACUUUGAAUGUUAUUUUUUUGUGUGUGUAUUUAAAAAAAAAAAAAAAUUCUCUGCAAGAAUCUGUUUAUUUUACAUCCGGUUUUGUUAUGGUGACCACAAUGCAGCACUAAUACACUUAACAUGCUUAUAAAUAUCAAAAUGCCUCCACAGAAAAAUGAUUAAAAGUUGUGUUUGCUGUGCUGGAUGAUCUUCAGGAAAACUCUUAUCCACUGUAGUUUUGUUUGUUUUGAUUAGCUUGACUUUUUCUAAUUGAAAUGCAUUCACAUGAGAGUAGGACAUGUUGGUAGUUUGAUUUUUAAUCAUUACGUAGUUUUUCAUUCACUGCUUUCACACCCUAAAAACUAAUUCAUUCACUUUUGUUUAAUGUAUUCAUCACUGUUUCAGGAUUAAAAUGAAACUCACUCCUCAUCUUGUUUGUCGCAGCCUAUUUAUUUAUUGAUUGAUGUUUGUUCUUUCUAUCACUUCAGGAGAAGUUUAAAUGAGCUCUUCACACCACAGAACAGCUCAUCAGUUAGUGAAACCCUGUUCUAUGCUGUAGACCUGACCUAAACAA
Menidia menidia (Atlantic silverside) is the source of this 2882-nucleotide messenger RNA. NCBI's taxonomy places the organism in Eukaryota, Metazoa, Chordata, Actinopteri, Atheriniformes, Atherinopsidae. The record is from the annotation of a GenBank genome assembly.